Chenopodium quinoa (quinoa) is the source of this 1321-nucleotide messenger RNA. Its product is annotated as cytosolic sulfotransferase 5-like. The transcript has a single exon. Gene Ontology annotation, molecular function: sulfotransferase activity. Gene Ontology annotation, cellular component: cytoplasm. Bases 1 to 1047 code for a protein of 348 amino acids. NCBI's taxonomy places the organism in Eukaryota, Viridiplantae, Streptophyta, Magnoliopsida, Caryophyllales, Amaranthaceae. Gene Ontology annotation, biological process: sulfation. The record is from RefSeq and is a predicted model, not a curated record.
AUGACAAUAACUCAAAGUCAUGAAAAUGAGGCAUUACUAGUCCUUGAAAAAGAAGCUAAAAAGCUUGAGGAAUGUCUUCCAAAGGCAGACUUCAUGGGAUGCAACAAAAAAUUUCAGCUAGUAAGAUAUCAAGAUUAUUGGCAUCUUGAUAAGCAUUACAUAAAAAAUACGUACACAUUUCAAAAACAGUUCCAAGCUCAAGAUAGCGAUUUUAUCAUAUCUAGCAUACCAAAAACCGGCACCACUUGGUUGAAAUCUCUACUCUUUGCUGUUGUCAAUCGCGUCCACUACCCUAAUACCCGUGAAAACCACCCUAUCUUGUCUGGUCACCCUCAUGAUCUUGUAUAUCGCCUAGAGAAUGGUAUCUAUGGUGAAUUCUAUGGUGAAUUUGGUAAAGAUAAUAACCUUUGUCCAUCUACUCUUGAUGACAUCCCUUCGCCAAGGCUUUUUAGUACCCACGUCCCUUACACUUCUCUUCCUGAGUCUAUCAAGAAAUCUGAGUGUCGUAUCAUAUUCAUUACUCGAAAUCCCUUGGACUCGUUGGUGUCGCAAUGGCACUUCUACACAAAGACUGCAAAAAAUCUAUAUGGGGAGGAUUUUAAACCAUAUAGUCUAGAAGACUAUUUCAAGAAUUUUAUGGAUGGGAAAAUUCUCUAUGGGCCCUUUUUCGAGCAUGCAAUUGAAUACUGGAAGCAAAGCCUAGAGAGGCCACAUAAGGUAUUAUUUCUGAAGUACGAGGAUUUGAAAGAUGAUCCAACACUUCAGUUAAAAAGGUUGGCCGAGUUUGUAGGUAUGCCAUUUUCUCCCCAAGAGGAAGGUGGAGGCGUUAUUAAGGACAUUAUAGAGCUAUGUAGCAUUAAGAAUCUCAAGGAAUUGGAUGUGAACAAAAAUGGGGUAAGUUACACUGGUUUGAAAACUAAGGACUUCUUUAGAAAAGGAGAGGUGGGUGAUUGGACCAAUUAUUUCACCCCUUUGAUGGUGGAAAAAUUGAAUGUAUUAAUGCAACAAAAACUUGAGGGAACUGGUUUAUCAUUUAAACUAGCUUAGGCCCCGUGCCAUGCACGGUAAGUGUAAUUUUUCUUAAAAAAAAAUUAUUAUGUCUAACAAAUAAAAGUGAUGCUUUAAAGUAAUUUCUUUAAUAUCAAUAAUAUGAAUCAAUUUUAUUACGGAGUAUUACUUUUUAAGCAAAAUCUAAUGUUACUCCGUCUACAAAUAUUAAAAAGGAGGUAGAUUAAUAUUUUAGGGAAGAAUUAUAAGCAACAAAUAAAAAGAAAUAUUUUUGUCAUAAAGAUAAUAUAAAAAAUUUGAAAUGAUAUUAUUA